Musca domestica (house fly) is the source of this 1894-nucleotide messenger RNA. RefSeq names its product transcriptional repressor CTCF-like. The coding region runs from base 120 to 1808 and encodes 562 amino acids. The transcript has 3 exons. The record is from RefSeq and is a predicted model, not a curated record. Lineage: Eukaryota; Metazoa; Arthropoda; Insecta; Diptera; Muscidae.
CUGGUAAAAUAAAAGCUGCUUUUAGACUAAUUCGCUCGAAGGAAGACCUUAUAAUUGGGCCAUGGAAUUUUGUUUUCAAUUGACCAUUUAGAUCCAAAUAUAAAUUUUGUUUUUUGAAAAUGGAUAGUAAAUACGCCGAUUAUCUGAUCUGUGGAGAGAUUUUUAAGUCGCCUGCUCAUUCCAACAAAACCCCCUAUAUUUUAAAGUGUCAUCAGUGUUCCGAUAUAUUUCUACUUUUGGAAUCAUUCAUUUUUCACAUUGAGGACUAUUGUAAGCCAAUCGUGAAGGCCGAAUCAACAAUACCAAAGAACGUGAAGGCUGAGAAGCUAUUGCCACAGAGCAGCUUUACCAUUCUUGAUGAUACAGCGGUUGUUGUGAAAAAUGAGCCUAUAAUAGAUGUUGAAUUUGAGGCCACCUCAAUGAUGAGAAAAGAAACAACCGUGAAAGGUCUAACAACAAAUCUAAAUGACACGAAUAAAGUCUUAGAUGAGUGUACUGGAUUUCUGAAAGUAGAAACAAAUGCAGUACCAGAAACGGGAGAUGGCAGUAGUACCGAUGAAGCGGAAGAAGGCAACGAUGAGAUGAUGGAGGUCUACGAAGUUGUGGAGGAGUGUGAAUCCGAGGAUGAUGAUGACAAAACGACAACAGAUGACUCCACACCUUCAUUUGUGGCAAAAUUUAUGGAAUCGCGAACACAUGUAAUUGCCCUGAUAACUUCGUACAAAAAACUUUUACAGGAAAAAGGUUUGAAGGGGCAUGCAGAGGAUAACGGCUUAAAAUCCCUACAACAAAGUGAUUGGAAUAAGCUGACGAGGGAUAUUAAUAGCAAAUGUCAUUUGAAUGUAUCUUCAGAAGAUGUGGCAAACAUACUCGAAUAUUUUUAUCAGCAGUAUAGAGAAUAUCUGAUGUGUCUUACCGAUACCAAAGCAACGAAAUAUAGCAAACCGCGUUGGUACUUUGAGUAUUUGGACUUUCUGGAUACACCAAAAGAGGGCAACAUAUUGCAAAUCGACGAGCACCCCUCUAUUUUGUCCCAGGAAGAAAUUAUCGAAAUAAUAGAUAUUUAUAAAGGAUACCCUUUUCUUUGGAAUACAGACUUGGCUGAAUAUUGUUGUACAAAUCCCCGUCACGAAGCUCUGGAAAAUAUGUUAUGGACCUUAGAAGUACAAUUAAAAAUCAAAGUCAGCCAAAACGCCUUAAAAAAGUAUAUAAGAUGCCUACACAAUUACUUCCAAAAAGAAAAACUAAGACGAAUGAGAAAUACUAACUUAAAACAUUUAACGGACGUCCUUUAUAACAAAAUGGACUUUCUUUCGAAACACAUUGGCCCCUUCAGAUGUUCCGAAUGCAACCUCGAAGUAAAAUGUCCAUUUACAUUAAAAAUUCACAAAUUUGGCAUUCAUGGAGGUGAUUUACCCUUCACAUGUUCCACAUGUCACACACAAUUCCGCUCACUAAACUCAUAUGUUUUUCAUGCUAAGAAACACGUGCAGGAUCUUAGUAUAGAGUGUAAAAUUUGUGAUAAGAGAUUUCUCCAUUCAUACGAACUGAAAAAACACAUGUUUAGCCACAAUGAAUAUAAAAGUAGUUCUAAUGAAAAAUACAAAUUAAGUCCAGCCAAUGUUGUCCCCAAUAGACGAUUAAAAACAACAGUAAGCAUAAGUAGCCCUACAACAACUGCAAUAAAACCAGCAGUGGAACCAUCAACGUCAACAUUUUUUGGACCUCUUAUGUGUAAAAUAUGUGGCAUACAUUUUAAGGCUAGAAAAAGUUUAAAUCAACAUUUGAAAAUGCAUCAAAAUAAAUAAAAGUGUUAUAACAUUACAAUAGUAUAAGUUUUUAACUAAUAAGUCAUGUAAAUAAAAUUAUCUCAAUAAGGAAAUGAUUUAAAAAA